AUGACGCUGGUGUUAGAGGAAGAUGACACUGGUGACAGUGGUAGUCAACCUUUCACUGUAACACCACUCUUGUUACAGGAAGAUCACACUGGUGACAGUGGUAGUCAACCUUUCACUGUAACACCACCUUGUUACAGGAAGAUCACACUGGUGACAGUGGUAGUCAACCUUUCACUAGACAAGUCUCUCUCUCUCUCUCUUUCUCUCUCUCCACCACAGGCAAGCUUCCCUAACCUCACUCUCCACCACAGGCAAGCAUCAGUGUUAGCAGUGACAGCAACAGCAGCAGCUGUGGUGGUGAUCAUCGUAGAGAUCUUCGCUGGACAGGAGUCCAUCCCUGAUCACCCCAGGUAUCCCAACCCCACCGUCUCCUCCUUCUCGCUGGGGUUUGGUUCCAUUCUCUUCGCCUAUGGAGGAGCAGCAGUCUUCCCAACCAUCCAGAACGACAUGGAAGACAGGUCCCUCUUCUGGAAGAGCAUCUAUAUUGGAUUUACUGGUAUACAGACAAUGUACCUGCCAGUGGCGCUGUCUGGCUACAUUAUGUACGGUGACCAAGUGAAGGACAACAUCCUGCUGACUGUGGACUCCAGUGCAGCUGUCACCGUCGCUAUUGCUCUGCAGAUUGUCAACUUAUUAUGUACUUUUAUCAUCUCUUGCAACCCCGUCUCUCAGACUAUUGAAGAUGUUCUUAAUAUUCCACACAAUUUCAACUGGAGGCGGUGUGUUGUUCGAUCUGUCACAGUGUUGCUGCAGAUGUUGAUUUGUUUGGCCAUUCCUGACUUCGGUCUGAUCCUCAACCUGAUUGGUGGUUCUCUGAUUACCCUCUGUACCUUCGUACUUCCUCCACUCAUGUACAUGCGACUGAUAGAUGAUCACAGUGGACCCUGGAAACAUAGGACGAUGGCCAUGUGGGAGAGGAUCUUCUUGGGGAGAUCAUUAUAG
This is a messenger RNA of Cherax quadricarinatus, 942 nucleotides long. NCBI's taxonomy places the organism in Eukaryota, Metazoa, Arthropoda, Malacostraca, Decapoda, Parastacidae. The record is from RefSeq and is a predicted model, not a curated record.